This is a messenger RNA of Alosa alosa (allis shad), 5873 nucleotides long. RefSeq names its product kinesin family member 16Ba (gene kif16ba). The record is from RefSeq and is a predicted model, not a curated record. Gene Ontology annotation, molecular function: ATP binding; phosphatidylinositol binding; microtubule binding. Gene Ontology annotation, biological process: microtubule-based movement. NCBI's taxonomy places the organism in Eukaryota, Metazoa, Chordata, Actinopteri, Clupeiformes, Clupeidae.
UUAAUAGUUAAAAUAAUGUAUAUGCUAUGGAAUUGUACUACUACGUGAAAAAAAACAGCACACAUAUUCUCUCAUCAAAAAAGCUAAUAUUAUCAAACGCGUUUAUGGCUUUGCUCUAGUUGUCCUGUGUCGGGUGCCGUGUGAGUUUAUUCCAAUCGAUUGUUUUGUCCUUUCCCAGCACCCGUUUGCCACUGACUAACCAGUGACGCCGCCGCCGCCAGUUCGGCUAUCUUAGGCGAAUAAGCAACCAUGUCAACAAGAGGGAUCAUAUAGCCUAGUCAUACCUGCUGCCGCGCUCAUAUACAGAGUAAAGAGUGUACAAUGACAGCAUUAGAACGUGCAAGACACACGUCUCUUGCCUGAUUAACAUUACGAGAAAUCUCUGUAACGUUAUCGGGAUUGCCAAGGGCUCCGUGGAGAGGCGGCGAAUGGCUAACUAGCUAACGAAAGCAGACGCCAGCUAAUUAAAUGCAACUUUAACAUUGACAGUAAGACCCUCCUUGUGAGUGAAAUCGAUCAGUGUCGUUCUUUUCUAGUGGCUAUUAAAUAGGAGACCGCCUUCAUAAUAGUUGACCCAACACAUCUUGAAUUGAGACACGCGCGAGAGUCAGUAGCUGGGAUGUGCAAUGGCAUCGGUCCGGGUGGCUGUGCGGGUCAGGCCCAUGAACAGACGGGAGAAGGAGUUGUCUGCCAAAUGUAUCAUAGAAAUGGAUGGGAACAAGACUACCAUCACCAACAUGAAGAUGUCAGAUGGAGUGACAGGCGACUCCUUGCGGGAGAGAACUAAGACCUUCACGUAUGACUUCUCCUACGACUCGGGCGACUGUAAAAGCACCAACUUCGUCUCUCAAGAGAAGGUUUUUAAAGACCUGGGCUCUGUAGUCCUCAAGGCUGCGUUUGAGGGCUACAACGCCUGCAUCUUCGCCUACGGUCAGACCGGAUCUGGGAAGUCCUACACCAUGAUGGGGAAUCCGGGUGACCUCGGCCUGAUCCCUCGGUUCUGUGAGGGGCUUUUCACCCGCAUCUCUGGAAUGACCCGCGCGGACGAGGCCUCCUUCCGCACGGAGGUCAGCUACUUGGAGAUCUAUAAUGAGCGAGUGCGGGACCUGCUGCGGAGGAAGUCCACGAAAACCUACAACCUGAGAGUGCGGGAGCACCCCAAAGAUGGGCCGUAUGUAGAGGACCUGUCCAAACACCUGGUGCAGAACUACACAGACGUGGAGGAGCUGAUGGAGGCGGGCAACAUCAACCGCACCACGGCCAGCACGGGCAUGAACGACGUCAGCAGUCGCUCGCACGCCAUCUUCACCAUCAACUUCACCCAGGCGAAGUUUGAUGCGGAGAUGCCGUCGGAGACGGUCAGCAAGAUUCACCUGGUGGACCUGGCGGGCAGCGAGCGGGCGGAUGCUACCGGGGCAACGGGCGUCAGGCUGAAGGAAGGCGGCAACAUCAACAAGUCCCUGGUCACUCUGGGCAACGUCAUCUCUGCCCUAGCCGACCUGUCUCAGGACGGUGGGAACAGCAAUGUGAAGAAGCGACAGGUGUUCGUGCCGUACCGAGACUCGGUGCUCACCUGGCUGCUGAAGGACAGUCUCGGGGGUAACUCCAAGACCAUCAUGAUAGCCACUGUCUCCCCGGCCGACGUGAACUACGGCGAGACGCUAAGCACUCUGCGCUACGCUAACCGUGCUAAGAACAUCAUCAAUAAGCCCACGAUCAACGAGGACUCCAACGUCAAGCUCAUCCGCGAGCUGCGGGCCGAGAUUGCCCGUCUCAAAGCCCUGCUGGUCCAGGGGAACCAGAUCAAACUGCUGGACUCUCCCACUGCCCUGAGUAUGGAAGAGAAACUCCAUCAGAACGAAGCCAGGGUAUUGGAGCUGACCAAAGAGUGGUGCAACAAGUGGAACGAGACUCAGAACAUACUUAAGGAGGAGACCCUUGCCCUGCGUAAGGAGGGCAUCGGCGUGGUGCUGGACUCGGAGCUGCCCCACCUGAUUGGCAUCGACGACGACCUCCUCAGCACCGGCAUCAUCCUCUACCACUUAAAGGAGGGACGGACAUAUGUUGGCCGAGAUGAUGCAGCCACUGAGCAGGAUAUUGUGCUGCAUGGGUUGGAUCUGGAGAGUGAGCACUGCCUGUUUGAGAACCAGAGCGGCACGGUGACGCUGGUGCCCCUCAACCAGGCCCAGUGCUCCGUCAACGGCAUGCAGGUCACCGAGCCCUGCCAGCUCAACCAGGGUGCUGUGAUCCUUUUCGGCAGGACCAACAUGUUCAGGUUUAAUCAUCCUAAAGAGGCUGCCAAACUCCGGGAGAAGAGAAAGAGUGGGCUUCUCUCCAGCUUGAGUCUGUCCAUGACUGAUCUCUCCAAGUCCUGCGAGAACCUCUCCACUGUCAUGCUGUAUAAUCCAGGUCUCUUCUCUGAAAAGGGCCCCAUCUUCCUCAGGUUGGAAUUUGAGCGGCAGCAGAGAGAGGAGCUGGAGAAACUCGAACACAAAAGGCGUCUCAUCAAGGAGAUGGAGGAGAAGCAGCGAAGCGAGAAGGCGGAGUUGGAGCGCAUGCAGCAGGAGGUGGAGUCUCAGCGGCGUGAGUCCGAGCAGGUGCAGCUGCGCAUCCGCCACCAGGAGGAGAGUCUGCGGCGACGCAGCCACGACAUCGAGAGCCGCCUCCGCGACCUGCUCGCCGAGAAGGAGCGCCCAGGAGCCGAGAGGCAGAGGGCAGCGCGGGUUGUUGUCUUUGAUGUUGUCGUUGAUGUUGUCGUUGAUGAUGAUGAUGAUGAUGUUGAUGUUGGUGGUCAUAUUGUCUUUGAUAUUGAUGUUGUUGUCUUUGAUGUUGUCGCUGAAGUUGAUAUUGAAGAUGUUGUCAUUGUCGUUGAUGAUGUUGAUGCUAAACGACCACUACAGGAUGUCCAGGAGGGCACAGAGCAAGGCCACGACAUGACGGCCAAAGAGCUGCAGGAGGAGGACAAGGAGGACGCGGAGAUGAGCGACGCCAGCGAGGAGAAGAAAGACCAGGACGAACUGGAGAGGGAGGAGAAGCCAGACGGGACGGAAAAGAUCGACAAGCAGGAAGAGGGCAGCGAAUCAGACAGCGACGACGACAACGACGACGAAACGGAGAAGAGCCUUCCUCUCUCUCACGCUCCUCUUCCUCCUCCUCCUGCUCCGGCGGAGUCUCCGGCUCAGCAGCAGCUGCAGGAGGAGCAGGGCGAGAUCGUGCGCGAGCUGGAGCGCCUGAAGCGGGAGCGCGAGCAGCAGGCGCUGCGUCUGCGUCUGGAGCGGCGGCGCCUGGAGCAGGAGGAGCGGCAGCAGGUCGGCCUGGUGGGGCGGCUGGAGGAGCAGCUGCGCGAGCGCCAGGAGGCCACCGCCGCCCUGCUGGCCCGGGACGACGCCCGGCGGCUGGCCGAGGAGCGCAGAGACCUGGCCGACAUCAGGCAGGAGGAGGACGGUGACAGUGACAGGGAUGGAGACGACGCCAAAGGCAACCACCACAACGGCGAUAUGACCGACGCGGCGGGCCGGUCCAGGCACGGUGAGGUGGCGAUGCAGGCCCACGACGCCCGCACGCGCUACGCCAACUUCAAGCGGGCGCAGGCCGAGGAGCUGGGCCGGCAGCUGGAGGCGCUAGAGCAGCAGCGCGAGUGUCUGGUCGCCGAGGUUACCGCCGAGCGCUCCGCCCUGGGCACGCUGAUCCGCGAGCGCGCCGAGCACCAGGCCCGGGAGAAGACGGCGGCAGCGGCCGCGGGCACGGUCACUGGUACGGCGGGCACCACAGCCACAUCGCUGGGCACCGCGACGUCGACGUCAGCGGCCGACGCGUCCGCAGCUCAGGAGGAGCAGCAGCAGCGGGUGCAGCAGGCAGAGCAGCGGCUCCUGGCCAAGGAGCGGCAGCUGGCGUGCCUGGCGGGGAGUCAGCUCCCGGCCCUGCUGGAGGAGAGGCAGAGGGCCAAGGAGGUGCUGGAGAGGGUGCAGCGCGAUGGAGGAAGUGGUGGAGGAGACGAACUCGGCCCUCUGGGGGAGGAGAGCUCGUCGGAGCAGGUGGAGAAAGACCUGACAACACCCUCUAGAAAGAACCUGGACAACACCCUCUACCAGGUGGAGAAGGAGCUGGAAGAGAACGAGGAGCGGCUGUCCCUGCACAGCGCCAGUGCGGAGCACCUGCAGCAGCUUCUUGUGAGACCCUCUGAGGUUCUUGGCGUGCAGUGGAGACAGGAGGGAACCAGGAGCAGGGCUGAGAUCCUGGAGUCAGCCUUGGCGGCAUAGCAGCGGGAGGCGCUGGAGGAGGCCGUGGCGCGCCUGGAGAGGAGGCACUCGGCCCUGCGCCGCUCCUCCUCGCUCGAGUCCUCCGCCGCCAACGAGGAGGAGAGGAGGACGAGCAGCAGGAGGCGCAGCAGAAGGAGACGCAGGAGAGGGGGACAGAGACCGACCGGCAGCGUCUCAGUGAGAGUGAGGAUGGUGGGGGGCGUGGCCUGUGUCACAGCGGAGACGACAAGAGCAGCCGAAGCAGCUCCCCUGCAUCCCCCAUCCAGGGACCACUGGGGGUGCUGCCCCACGGCAGACGACAGGAUAAAUGCCUACAUCGAGGAGGAGGUUCAGAGGAGGCUCAAGAAGCUCAACCUGCUGAAUGGAGACAAUAACCUGGACCUCUCCCUGUCCUCCAGGUCCCUCAAGGAGGAGACAGCAGUUAGUGAUGAUGAGAAGUUGAACAACAAAGUUGAUCCCAGAAGACUAAAGUAUGAGACCCACCUGAGGUCCCAGUUGGCAUCUCUGGCCAUUGGCCUCUUCACUGAUCCAGAUUGGAAGACUGAUAGCCCUGGAAUGAAAGCUAGUCCGAAGCAGUCCGAAGUCUUUGAGAGUACACAAAAACUGAACGGUGUCAGCAAGACGAAGGGUGGGAUGGGGCUGAGUAAGAUGAGUUGUGAUCCAGAGCCUUUUGGGGUUUUGGAGGAAGAGUUGAGGGAAGAGCUUGAGGAAGAGUUAAACAACAGAAAAGCAGUUAAGAUGAAUGGGAGCAGAUCUCCAAAAAUGAGAAACAACAACUGGAAAACUACAAGGAACAGCUCUGGUCCUACAGAUGAGUACAUGGAUCUGUGCAUUUCAGAUGAGAAGAAGUCCUCUCGACUGCUCAACAAGGCCAACAACAUCGAGUGUUAUCUGAGAUCUCUUGGACCUCAAAAUGUUCUCUCCAAAGUUGUCAGACUUUGGUGUGAAAUGGAGGAAACUGUCCAGUUGAAGGACCCAGGAACCCAACUGAAGAACGAAACUGAAGAACCCAGUUGUGCAGAUAGCCUUAAGGACCCCGUGAAGAUAAGCAUCCCUCGCUACGUGCUGCGUGGACAGGGCAAGGAUGAGCACUUUGAGUUCGAAGUAAAGAUAACGGUGCUGGACGAAACGUGGACAGUGUUCAGGCGUUACAGCCGGUUCCGCGAGAUGCACAAAUCCCUUAAGAUGAAAUAUCCAGAGCUGGGCGGUCUGGAGUUCCCUCCCAAAAAGCUCUUUGGGAACCGUGAUGAAAGGAUGGUGUCUGAGAGACGAAACCAUUUAGAGGUAUGUUCUUCAGAUGCAGGCACCUUUUUUCUUCUUCAUAACCUGUGCCUCGAAGAAAUGGGGAAGGUAGAAUAACAAUCUUUGGUGCCAUCAUGUUUUAUUUUUUAACUUAAUUGUUCCUCUCUUAUUAUGAUUGGUCUGUCUUAUUUUCUCCCGAGUACAGCUACCCAAUUUAUUUUCAUAGCGGAGUGUGCAGUGACACCACUUAGCUCUAUACCCAUUUUACUUAUUUCUUUCUCCCUCUCCGAUUUUAUUGCGAUGUCUGAUGAGGUGUCUUGUCUGUUUGGAUCUCUCCUUCUCACAUUCUCUCUGACUAAUUGUUUUCUCUCU